This is a messenger RNA of Colletotrichum graminicola M1.001, 558 nucleotides long. RefSeq lists its product as uncharacterized. Gene Ontology annotation, cellular component: cytoplasm. Gene Ontology annotation, biological process: nuclear-transcribed mRNA poly(A) tail shortening. The coding region runs from base 1 to 558 and encodes 185 amino acids. Gene Ontology annotation, molecular function: poly(A)-specific ribonuclease activity; RNA binding. The transcript is spliced from 2 exons. The record is from RefSeq and is a predicted model, not a curated record. Lineage: Eukaryota; Fungi; Ascomycota; Sordariomycetes; Glomerellales; Glomerellaceae.
AUGGCUCCCGUUCAAGCAAUGAAUGUCACCAUAAAGAAUUCCUGGCAGCAGCUGUCCCGGGUAAUACUGUCUAUCGCCACUUCGCAACUCGUCCCCAUCGACCUUAAGAUGACCGGAAUCACAGACAAGGGUUCGGAGGAGAGACAUAAAAACCCCAGCAGGCAACAAUUCUACGAGGCCGCGAAGAAGACAGCCUCCACCUUCAACACGUCUUUGGCCAAGACAUCACUUUCCGACACCUUCGUGGAUGGCUCGUGCGAUGUCGAGUCCUACAGCCUUACCGUCAGCCCUCACUUACACGCAGACACCCAAGAUGACGAGAUGUUCGUCCAGGAUCUCGACAGACGACUGCAUGUAGCGUAUUACACCCCCAAGUUUUUGAGAAAAAAGGGUAUCCGGAUGGAGAAACUCUACGAAGACUGCGUCCCGUAUCUCAGCCACAAGGACGUCCGCAUGGCCACCCAGCGAAUCGAGAAGAGAAUGGCGCCUCGGAACGAGAGAGAACAGCCUUACAACGAGAAGGAAGAGGGACUACAUUGUUUCAGUGCAUACGUUUAG